AUGACUCAUUUCGUUGGUGUUGAUUUUAAUUCAUUAUAUCCUUCAUCAUUUUCAUCUAAUCCUCAUGAUUUCAUUCAAUAUACUGACCAUAAAAUGUAUAUGCCGGGAAGAUUGAAUGGUGUUAUCAUUUGUGAUACAGCAACAAAGAAAGCAAAAGCACUGGGAAUAAUUAAGAAGAAAAAUACUUUAUUCGUUGCUGAAGUAAAGGGUCACAUUGAUGAAAAAUACAUUAAUGAUUACAUAAACUUUUUACCGAUAAUAAGAAACUUAGAUAUUAUCACAGAUGAAAAAACAAUUGGUAGUUUUAUGUAUAAUUACAUGAAAUCAAACAAUCUACCAGUUGACCAGAAACAGAGGAAAUUAACUCAGUUAGCAUCAACACACAACCAAUAUCAACCAUUUUCUUCUUAUUAUCUUUGGUAUCUAAUAGACAGAUUUCAUUUUAUCAUUGAUGAUAUUCAAUCAAUUUUAACAUUUACUAAAAACACUUGCUUUAAUGAAUUUGCGAACAAAUUUAUGAACGAAAGACAAAAGGCUGAAUUAGAAGGAAAUAAAGGAAAAAGUUUAUUUUGCAAAAUUUCACUUAAUGGAUCAUAUGGUUACGAUGCAAUGAAUACACAAAAUUACGCAAAGACUAAAAUAAUGAAUGCACAGAAGGCACGCGUUGCAUGUAUGUCAAAUAAGUUUAAAAACAUAAGAGAAAUAGGUGAGGAUACAUAUCAAAUGAUGCUUAAAGAUAGAUUUUAUAGAUGUGAUACAUGUUUACAAGAGGCAUUCUUCACUUUAGAUAAUGCCAAAUACUGGUAUUUAGUUUUCAUUUAUGAUUUUAUGUAUAAAUGCAUGAAUGUUAAUCGUUUUCAUUUCAUUGAAGGUGAUACUGAUUCAUCUUAUUGGGCUAUUGCUGGUGAUCCAAGUCUUCCUAACACUCAAGCAUUUCAAGCAAUUGUUACUGAUAAACAAUUUUAUGAUAAAAACAUUUUCAAAUUCGCACCAUUUGAUUUCUUCUGUUUUGAUGAGAAAUUUAAACCUAAAUUAAAGAAUAAAGCUGAAGAAAAAGCACAUGAGAAAAAAUUAUUGGGUUUAGCAAUUGAGAAACAAGGUGAUAACAUGGUGGCGUUAUGUCCUAAAUGUUAUACAUCAUUCAACGGUUCAAUUGAUGGGAGUGAUUUUAAAAAGAUUGCACAAAAAAUGAAGGGUGUUAGUUUAAGACAAAAUAAGCAAUUAACACCUAAAAAAUAUUUGGAUAUAAUAAAUGAUAAAGUGAUAUUUGAUGGUCAGAAUAUUAAUUUACAACUUAAAAACGGGUCAAUGACUCGCUUAACAAUCGGUAAGACUGCAUUAACAGGAGCACACACUAAGGCUGUAUGUUGUGAAAAUGGAUGUUGUAUGCCAUUUAUUUAA
Messenger RNA from Trichomonas vaginalis G3, 1401 nucleotides. Its product is annotated as DNA/RNA polymerases family. NCBI's taxonomy places the organism in Eukaryota, Parabasalia, Trichomonadida, Trichomonadidae. The transcript has a single exon. The coding region runs from base 1 to 1401 and encodes 466 amino acids. The record is from RefSeq and is a predicted model, not a curated record.